Messenger RNA from Macadamia integrifolia, 1701 nucleotides. RefSeq names its product disease resistance protein Roq1-like. The record is from RefSeq and is a predicted model, not a curated record. The coding region runs from base 1 to 1701 and encodes 566 amino acids. Gene Ontology annotation, biological process: defense response. Gene Ontology annotation, molecular function: ADP binding. The transcript is spliced from 6 exons. NCBI's taxonomy places the organism in Eukaryota, Viridiplantae, Streptophyta, Magnoliopsida, Proteales, Proteaceae.
AUGUGGCAAGGACAAGGACUACGGCAUAAGUUUUUUUCUCAAGGAUCUAAAUUGAUAGCAAGAAGACUUCAUAGAGAAAAAAUUCUUCUUAUUCUUGAUGAUGUGGAUGAUUAUGAACAACUUGAUGUAUUAGCUGGUGGAAUCAAUUGGUUUGGUCAAGGAAGCAGGGUCAUCAUAACAACUAGAGAUGACCAAUGUUUGAAUACACAUAAAGUUGAUAAAGAUAUUCAAAUAUACAAGCUUGAAGGACUGAAUUUUGAGAAUUCUCUUAAACUCUUCAACGAAGAAGAAUGGAAAAAUACAGUAGGAGGCUUGAACGAUAUCCUUGAUAACAAGGUCUCUGGAAUGUCAUUAAAAAGCUAUGAUGACAAGGUCUUUGCAAGAUUGAUGAUAAGUUACAAUAAACUAGGUGAAUAUGCGAAAAUCAUAUUUCUUGAUAUUGCAUGCCAUUUUGCUGGAUGGUAUGCAGAAACACCAAUUUCAAUAUGGGAAGCUUGUGAGUUGCGUCCAAGGUUAGUGAUAAAAGAACUCACUGAAAAGCACCUCCUAAAGAUGGAUAAUUAUAGAUUGAAGAUGCAUGAUCAACUCCGAUACUUGGGAAGGAGAAUUAUCUCGAAAGACAGCACUAGGGACCCGACCAAACGCACAAGAUUGUGGUCUCCUGAUGAGAUCUUAAAGAUAUUAAAAAAAGAUAUGGUAACUCAAAUGGUUGAAGGUCUCCUUCUUGCAACUGAAGAAGAUUUAAGUUGGGAAGACUUUGCAAAGAUGCCCAAUUUAAGAUUUCUCAAUGUUGGUGGAACUAACAACCUCAAAGGGGAUUUUUCGCACCUUCCGUCUAAAUUAAGAUGGUUCCGUUGGUGUUGCCCUUUGACAAUUCUACCAGCCAAUUUUUAUCAUGAGGAACUAGUUUAUCUUGACCUAUCAUCUAGUCAUAUCAAAUUAGCUUGGAAUGAUGUACCUCAAAAUAAAAAUAAGCGGUUCCAAAAGUUGAAGGUUCUUAUUCUUACAAAGUGUUGGGGUCUCUCUGACUCUCCCGACUUCUCAUGGUUUCCUUGCUUAGAGAGAUUGGAUCUUUCGGAAUGUGAUCUAAAACAUUUGGUUGAGUUUUCAGUAAGUGGGACAAAUAUUGAAGAACUGCCCGAUGGUGUAGGGCGGUUAGAGAAGCUUGAGAAAUUAGAUGUUUCAUGGUGCUUUAAGUUGGCGAGGCUACCAACAUCAAUGGGUGGAAUGAAGAGUAUACUUCAUUUUUACAUGAAAUAUACCAUGAUUGUAAAAUUACCAGAUGAUUUUUCAAAGCUCUCAAGCUUAGAGGUGUUAUCAAUGAUUUUACGUUUAAGGGGAGAUAAAAGAAUAUGGCCUUACUAUUCAACGAAAGUGAAAUUCUGGACAGUCAUGUUUGAAAACAAGGUAACAGACCAGCAAGUGCCUAUCCAACAAUCCAGUGCUUCAUUGGUAGCAGAUUUCUUCAGAUGGUCCAAUGUGGAGGAUGAUGAAGAGGGUGCAUCGACAUCGAGGGCUAGCAACUACAGGGGAGCAUCAUGGCCAUCUUCCAUUGAAGAAACAGGGUGGUUGACACGCUGUCAAGGGCUAUUGAGAGAAUGGAUCUUGAAAACAAGAGUAGGAAGGAGUAUUGAAGGUUGGGUUCUGGAGAGACUUCCUCACAACGAUGAUGAAACUAGUGUUGAUUCCGGAGCUUUGUGA